AUGCUCCAGUUGCCACCACUACCAUGGACAUUAACUCUAGGUCGAGGUGGAAACGAGUUCGUAUCUCCAAUUGGAGCAGCCAUGUUCACCGUUUCUACUUACAUUCCUCAAUCCUCAUCUCUCGCUAAAACACCUUCAUUUGUGCAGCAUAUCUUCGCCGUCGCUCUUGUUGACGCUGUUCGAAGGCUGAGUGACAUAGAUGAUUUCCCAUUACGGAUCAAAUGGCCCAAUGAUUUUUACUUCAACAGAUCGCAUAAAGUCGGAGGGCUUCUAGCCGCUGCAAGAUUCCGAGAUGACGGGUUACUGGUAUCAAUCGGUGCUGGUAUAAAUGUGAGUAAUUCGCAACCCACUGUUUGUCUCAAUGACAUGGUUCCGGAAGGAAGCGAGUUGAAAUUCACGAUAGAGGAUGUAAUCGCCGAAACUUUGAAUCGCUUUGAAUAUUGGAUUAAUAUGCACGAAAUCAAAGGACAGAGUGAAGUUCUCAAAGUUUACUACGAGUUCUGGCUCCACAGUCGAGAGGAAGUGACAAUCGAGCAAUUGGCUGAGAAAGGCAUUAUUCGCGGCCUGGACAAAUGCGGAUAUCUGCAGGUUCGAAGCAAAAAAGAUCCUAGUCAGAUAUUCUCCGUGGGUGACAAUGGAAAUACCGUUCGAUAUGAUGAAAGGGUUGAUUCGGCAUAA
This is a messenger RNA of Cooperia oncophora, 678 nucleotides long. Lineage: Eukaryota; Metazoa; Nematoda; Chromadorea; Rhabditida; Trichostrongylidae. The record is from the annotation of a GenBank genome assembly.